CUGACUGUUGCACACCACAGCAAUGCAUUUCUCUGUGCUUUAUCCUGUACUGUUCCAGUAUCAAGUUAACCAUCAGGAACAGAGGAUUCUUCUAAAGAUGGAAUAGCCCGAAGAGCUUAUCAGCAGCACACAAACUUCUUCCAAUGACUUAAGCAAAAGACAUUUCUUACAAUGCAAAUACAUGCUGUACUCUACGUUAUACUAAUGAUCCCUACAAGCAUUGGAUCUAUACUUGCAAACAUACUGCUGCUUCUUAUAUUUGCCUACAACCUGAAACUGCAGACAGAAACGUCAGCAUUGACCUUAAACUUUUGCAUCUGUGAUUUACUCUUGGGGCUCACUGUGAUUCCUUUUGGUGUCCAUAACAGCCUUUUUGGGAUUACAAACUAUACCAAGGACAGUUUUAUUUGCCAGUCCACAGCUUUUUUUUAUAUGCUGCUGCAGCUUGCUUCAGUCCAUUCACUCACUUGGUCCACAAUAGACAAGUUUACUGAAAUCUGCUUUCCUUUGCAUUCUGCUCAACUCUUCACAAAGAAGCGGACUUGGGCAAUACUUUGCCUUCUCUGGAUUUACUGCUUAUUAAAUGCUUCUUUCCCUUUCCUGGGGUUUGGAUCCUACAAAUAUGGCGAAAGGAAGUUUAUUUGCGCUCCAAACUUACAACAAUCUUCCAAGGGUUACGGUGUAGUGCUGAUAGCCAUUGGAGUCAUCAUUCCAAUACUGAUAAUGUGCUCUCUGUACAUUUAUAUUGUUAAAAUUGCAAGGAACCAAGCAUUGCGUGGGACAUUUGCGUGCAAUGAUCAGCACUGUUACUAUGUACCUGCAAACAAUUAUUUCAGGAGAACUAUUGUGCUGAUUUCAACUGCAAUGUGUCUUCUGGUUUGUUGGAUGCCUUACAUUACCAUUAGUUUCUAUGAAAUGUUCACUGGAAACAACAUUGCUCCUCUGACAGAAGUGAUCGCCACAUGGCUGGUACUAUUUACAUCAGCAUUAAACCCGUGGGUCACCAUUAUGUCACAAAAGAAAUAUAGAAAAGCACUACGAGAAAGCUGGAAGAAAUUGAAAGUAUUUCAAAACCCCAUUAGGAACACUCUUUCUUCCUCCAAGGAGAUCAACUUCAAUUUAAAGCCUCAAACAUUACUUCCUGGAAGAGUCACGCUCACCUCUUCGGACAUAAAACAUGACUGGCAGUAGAAUAAAAAAGUAAAAGUUACUUCUGCUACUGCAGGAUCCAGAAGGGGGUGACCUGCAUAUACUGAGCAAAAUGUUCCUACCAGAUGGUGACAGAUACCUGGAAUGCAACUGCUGUUAUUGAAAAUCUGUACCAAUAUCUACAUUAGAAUCGCUAAAUAGUUAUGAUGUGUGUCUUAAUGUGGAAUUGUCAUUGUGGAAGUAACGUUAAAUGACAGAUAACUCAAACUUUCUUACAUCAAAUUUGACACUAAAAUAUAAUUUUUAGGUGUGUGUUUACUUUUGUGCACUACACUACAUGAGAAGAGGAGCUUGCUGAAAGUCUAGUCCUUUUUCCUUUGAAAUUUGAACCUUUUUUUUGGAGGGGAAAGAAUUAAAACCUUGUUUUUACAACUCACUAGUCAUGUUAUUAGCACUCUGGAUCAUUCUUGGUACAUAAUAAAGACAUUACAUAACAUAUAUUGUUGUAUAAAUGUUAUUCUACACAACAGUUUCAUUAGCUCAACCUAGGUUGUAUAAUAAAGGCCUGCACUUACCUGUAUUUACUAGCCUUUUCACUUGUCAUUCUGAGCCUAUACUA
This is a messenger RNA of Acipenser ruthenus (sterlet), 1768 nucleotides long. RefSeq names its product histamine H2 receptor-like. Gene Ontology annotation, biological process: G protein-coupled receptor signaling pathway. The transcript has 3 exons. The record is from RefSeq and is a predicted model, not a curated record. Bases 172 to 1191 code for a protein of 339 amino acids. Gene Ontology annotation, cellular component: membrane. Gene Ontology annotation, molecular function: G protein-coupled receptor activity. Lineage: Eukaryota; Metazoa; Chordata; Actinopteri; Acipenseriformes; Acipenseridae.